AUGAGCAGCAACAAAAACGAGCUUACUCUGCCCAUUUCAGCAAUAAUCUUGACUGGUUUGUGGUAUAUAUGGACAGUUUCAAGCUCCUCCAAUGGCAGAUCACCACUGCCACCAGGUCCAUGUUCCUUGCCAAUUGUAGGAUACCUUCCAUUUCUUAGCCGUGAUCUGCACAAACAGUUCGUCAAUAUGGCUCACAGUUAUGGUCCCAUUUUCAAGUUCCACCUCGGAAGCAAACUUUGUGUCGUGAUAAACACCCCUGAUUUAGCAAAAGUUGUGGUUCGUGAACAAGAUGAGAUAUUUGCUAACCGUAAUGCCACCAUCGCUGCAUUAGCAAUCACUUACGGCGGCCAAGAUGUAGUAAUGUCUGACAAUAACUCGGAUUGGCGCAACCUUCGUAAGAUAUUUGUCCAUGAGGUCCUAAGCCACAAGAAUGUCGAAGCAUCUAGGUACUUUAGAAGGGAUGAAGUUAGGAAAACUAUCAGAAAUGUUUAUAGUAAAAUCGGGAACACAAUUGACAUUAGUGAGAUUGCUUUCUCAACAGAGGCCAAAGUCCUAACAAGCAUGCUUUGGGGAAAUACUUCAGAAGAAAAAGCAAAUGGUGGCCAGAUUACAGCCGAGUUGCACAUCAUUGUUGCCAAUAUUGUCGAGUUGAUGAGCAAGCCAAAUAUGUCUGAUAUCUUCCCUAGUCUCGCAUGGCUUGAUCUACAAGGCAUCGAGCAGAACACGAAGAGGCAACUUGACCGAACAUUAUGGUUGCAGGAACAGACACAACGACAACGACUGAUAGAGUGGGCAAUGGCUGAGAUUAUGCAAAAUCAUGACAUAAUGAAAAGAAUUCAAGAAGAAUUACUACAAAUCGUAGGACCCAACAAGAUUGUCGAAGAAUCUCAUCUCCCGAAACUACAAUACCUCGAUGCAACUAUUAAGGAAACAUUACGGUUGCACCCUGUACUCCCUUUCAUACUUCCAAGGUCACCAAGCCAAGAUCGUGUGGUAGGUGGAUAUACCAUUCCGAAGGGUUGUACAGUGCUUCUUAAUGUUUGGGCCAUCCAUCGGGAUCCUCGGUAUUGGGACAAUCCUUUGGAAUUCAAUCAAGAGAGGUUCUUGACAAACAAAUAUGACUUCAAAGGAAGCAAUCUCAACUUCUUCCCGUUCGGAUCUGGGAGAAGAUUGUGUCCUGGUGUUCCAUUGGCGGAGAAAAUGCAAUUGUAUAUAUUGGCCUCGCUCCUACAUUCGUUCGACUGGAGCUUGCCGGAGGGUGAAGACCAUGACCUCUUGGAAAAUUUUGGCAUUACUCUAAAGAAAAGAAAUCCACUCUUCGCAGUCCCAUCACAAAGGUUGCGGAACGCCAACCUCUAUAUGUAG
This is a messenger RNA of Lactuca saligna, 1365 nucleotides long. The record is from the annotation of a GenBank genome assembly. Lineage: Eukaryota; Viridiplantae; Streptophyta; Magnoliopsida; Asterales; Asteraceae.